Messenger RNA from Pocillopora verrucosa, 900 nucleotides. The record is from RefSeq and is a predicted model, not a curated record. NCBI's taxonomy places the organism in Eukaryota, Metazoa, Cnidaria, Anthozoa, Scleractinia, Pocilloporidae.
AUGGAGCCUGAUUGCGUAUCCAUUAAUGUUGGACCUGUAGAAGGAGGAAACCAAAAAUGCGAGUUGAACAACGCCACCAAGGAAAACCAUGCUACAUUUCUUCUUGUGAAAAAUCCGGGCUUCAUAUAUCUUGCAAUCGAGGAAAAAUUCACUGGAGAAACCUUUACUUUGUUUUACCAACAAAUGGCUGGUAGCAGUUCAUGUUUGAACAAUGGCUCUGUCAAGCUGGAUUCACCAGUAAAGGUUUCAAAAUGCCUGAAAAAAAAUUGUGCUGCAAUUUACAAAGCUGGGGAAAGAAAAGAUGGUAUGUACACUAUAAAACCUGAUAACUUACAUGCCUUUGAUGUAUUCUGUGACCAAACAACGAAGGGUGGAGGAUGGACUGUGUUUCAGAAGAGACUGAACGGCUCGGUUGAUUUCUACCGCUACUGGCACGACUACAAACAUGGCUUUGGUGACCCACGUGAUGAGUUUUGGCUCGGACUGGAUAAGAUUCACCGCCUGACCUCAUAUAAUAACAACACGCUGCGUGUGGAUUUGGAAGACUUUGAAGGGAACACAGCUUAUGCCAAGUAUAACUUGUUUGGAGUUAUGAGUGAGAAAGACAAGUACAAGCUGAUCCUUGGUUCUUAUUCAGGUAGUUCUGGUGACUCUCUUACCGAGCAUCGCGAUAUGCCAUUCACCACUAGAGAUCAAGAUAAUGACAAUGUUAGAUCCAACUGCGCAAUUGCGUUCAAAGGAGCCUGGUGGUACCGUCGGUGUCACCACUCAAAUCUCAAUGGCUUGUAUCUUCAUGGCAGUCACUCGUCCCAUGCUGACGGAGUGAACUGGAAAGGCUGGAAGGGUCAUAAAUACUCUCUCAAGAGAACCGAGAUGAAAAUAAGACCAGUGGAUUUCUGA